CGCUGAAAUAAUCGCCGCGGAAGAAACGAGCGGAUCCCUCUCAUGUCAGCGCACAUGACGAGCUUCCCCGUGUAAUGGUCGCCGGGUUCUAGUGGGAUGCACAUCAGUGCGUGGCCGUACUCGCUCUCCGUCGUAAUGGCAGCUCUGUACCAGGGCACGGACGCCUCCUCUCCGGACAAAUUUCUGGCCUUGAAAGACGUCAGGGAAGUGAAGGAGGAAACCACACUGGACGAGAAGCUCUUCCUACUGGCGUGCGAAAAAGGCGAUUACUACAUGGUGAAGAAACUCCUGGAGGAGAAUCGACACGGCGAGCUCAACAUCAACUGCGUGGACGUGCUGGGCCGAGACGCCGUGACCAUCGCCAUUGAGAAUGAGAAUCUGGACAUCCUGCAGCUCCUGCUGGAGCACGGCUGCCAGGCAACAGACGCCUUGCUGGUGGCCAUAGACUCGGAGGUGGUUGGAGCUGUGGACAUCCUGCUCAACCACAGGCCGAGGCGAUCCUCCAAGCCCUCGAUCGCUAAACUGAUGCAGAGGAUCCAGAACCCAGAGUACUCCACCACGAUGGACGUGGCCCCGGUCAUCCUGGCAGCUCACAGGAACAACUACGAGAUCCUGACCAUGCUGCUGAAGCAGGACAUCUCUCUCCCGCGGCCUCACGCCGUGGGCUGCGAGUGCACGCUCUGCAACGCUAAAAACAAAAAGGACAGCUUACGACACUCCAGGUUUCGUCUUGACAUCUACCGCUGCCUCGCCAGCCCCUCUCUCAUCAUGCUGACGGAGGAAGAUCCCAUACUCAGGGCCUUUGAGCUGAGUGCAGACCUGAAGGAGCUCAGCCUGGUGGAGGUGGAGUUCAGAAACGACUACGAGGAGCUGGCGAAACAGUGCAAGAUGUUCGCCAAGGACCUGCUGGCUCAGGCUCGGAACUCCCGGGAACUCGAAGUGAUUCUCAACCACACGUCCAGCGAGGAUCACGUGGACAAGCGAGGCUUGCUGGAGGAACGCAUGAACCUCAGCCGACUCAAACUCGCCAUCAAGUACAACCAGAAAGAGUUUGUGGCUCAGUCCAACUGCCAGCAGUUCCUCAACACCGUGUGGUUCGGCGAGACGGCCAGCUACCGCCGCAAGCACACCUGCCUGAAGAUGGCCACCGUGCUGAGCGUGGCCGUGCUCUGGCCGCUGCUGUCCAUCUGCUACCUUCUGGUGCCGCGCUCUCGGGUCGGCCAGAUCAUCCACACGCCUUUCGUGAAGUUCAUCAUCCACAGCGCCUCCUACUUCACCUUCCUGCUGCUCCUCAACCUGUACUCUCUGGUCUACAACGAGGACAAGAAGAACACCAUGGGCCCCGCGCUGGAGAUGAUCGACUAUCUGCUCAUCCUCUGGAUCAUUGGAAUGGUGUGGUCAGAUGUGAAGCGUCUGUGGUACGAGGGUCUGGAAGACUUUCUGGAAGAGUCGAGGAACCAGCUGAGCUUCGUGAUGAAUUCCCUCUACCUGGCCACCUUCGCCCUGAAGAUCGUUGCUCAUAGCAAGUUCAAAAAUGCACAGGAAACAGAGAGGAAGAACUGGGACGCUUUCCAUCCCAUCCUGGUGGCCGAGGGCCUCUUCGCCUUCGCCAACGUUCUGAGUUACCUGCGGCUGUUCUUCAUGUACACCACCAGCUCCAUUCUGGGGCCGCUCCAGAUCUCCAUGGGUCAGAUGCUGCAGGAGUUCGGAAAGUUCCUGGGUCUCUUCCUGCUCGUCUUGUUCUCCUUCACCAUCGGACUCACCCAGCUGUACGGGAAAGACCAGAAAGACCCCGACAAGAAUCCACCCAAAGACUGUGAGGGCAUCUUCUGCCAGCAACAGAGCAAUGAUGCAUUCCACACAUUUAUGGGGACCUGCUACGCUCUGUUCUGGUACAUCUUCUCCCUGGCGCACGUGGCGCUCUUUGUCACUCGGAUCAGCUACACCGAGGAGCUGCGCUCCUUCGUCGGCGCCUUGAUCAUCGGCACCUACAACAUCGUGGUGGUUAUCGUGCUGACCAAGCUGCUGGUGGCCAUGCUGCACAAGAGCUUCAGGCAAAUCGCCAAUCACGAGGAUAAGGAGUGGAAGUUCGCUCGGGCCAAACUGUGGCUCAGCUACUUUGACGACAAGUGCACUCUGCCUCCGCCCUUCAAUAUCCUCCCCUCCCCGAAGACGGUGUGCUACUUGGUGACCAGCAUGAGGAAGUGGAUCUGCUCGCACACCUCAAAGGGAAAAGUGAAGCGACAGAACAGCCUUAAGGAGUGGAAGAACCUGAAGCAGAAACGUGACGAGAACUACCAGAAGAUCAUGUGCUGCCUGGUCCACCGCUACCUGACCUCCACGCGGCAGAAGAUGCAGAGCACGGACCAGGCCACGGUGGAGAAUCUCAACGACCUGCGCCAAGACCUGUCCAAGUUCCGCAACGAGAUGAGGGACCUGCUGGGCUUCCGGACGUCCAAAUACGCCAUGUUCUACCCGAGGAGCUGAGACGCGGGACUCGCCGCUCCCUCCCUCCGUCGUCUUCAUAAAAUCUCUGCUUCUUGUCUAUCUGGGAUACUAUGUGACCCGAGCAUGUG
Molecule: messenger RNA, 2576 nt
Organism: Salarias fasciatus (jewelled blenny)
Lineage: Eukaryota; Metazoa; Chordata; Actinopteri; Blenniiformes; Blenniidae
Gene: trpc1
Product: transient receptor potential cation channel, subfamily C, member 1
Exons: 13
Coding region: 97-2487 (796 amino acids)
Biological process (GO): regulation of cytosolic calcium ion concentration; calcium ion transmembrane transport
Cellular component (GO): cation channel complex; plasma membrane
Molecular function (GO): store-operated calcium channel activity; inositol 1,4,5 trisphosphate binding; protein binding
Source: RefSeq, a predicted model, not a curated record